UGUUGACAGAAGGAGCAGAGAUAAAGGCCACAAUGUUGUGACAGACUUCUGACCUGAGGAGCUUACUGGUUGGACGGCGGGGAGGGCUCAGCUCUUACCUGCUUCCACUCCUUUUUGUACUUUCACUGCGCUUGUGACACAGCUGGAAACAUGUCGUCCAUCUCUGUCCCUCCACCAAAAUGUCUGCAGAAACCGUUGGCGGUUCCCCAUCGCCACAUGUUUGGACCAGGACCCUCCAACGUUCCUGCACGAAUCCUGGAGGCCGGAGCCAAUCCUGUCAUUGGACACAUGCACCCAGAGAUAUUUGAGAUAAUGAAUGACAUCAAAAGUGGAAUCCAGUACAUGUUCCAGACUCAGAACAGCAUGACUUUAGCUGUGAGCGGUACUGGACACACCGCGAUGGAGUGUGCCAUCUUUAACUCAGUGGAGGCCGGGGAGAGCGUGCUGGCUGCAGUCAAUGGUAUAUGGGGAGAGCGAGCAGCAGAGAUGGCUGAAAGGAUAGGUGCCAGAGUUAAUACUAUUGUGGCGCCCCCUGGUGGAUUCUUCACUAAUGCAGAAAUUGAGCAGGCCUUAUCCAAAUACAGACCAGCUGUCUUCUUCCUCGCACACGGAGAAUCUUCUACAGGAGUCCUGCAUCCGUUAGACGGCAUCGGACAGCUGUGCCAUAAAUAUAACUGCCUGUUUCUUGUUGACUCUGUUGCAUCCAUUGGGGGGGCUCCUGUCUGUAUGGACCAGCAAGACAUUGACAUCCUCUACACAGGCUCCCAGAAAGUUCUGAAUGCUCCUCCGGGUACAGCACCGAUCUCGUUCAGUGAAAGAGCAUGCCAGAAGAUAUUUAACAGAAGGACAAAGCCUGUGUCAUUCUUCUUGGAUUUGAGCUGGCUGGCAAACUACUGGGGAUGUGACGGCAAACCCUCAAGAGUGUAUCACCACACAGGUCCUGUCACCUCUUUUUACACCCUGAGGGAGAGCCUGGCUGUUCUUGUUGAAGAGGGUCUGGAGAAUUCAUGGGAAAGACAUCAAAAAGUGGCUGAAUAUUUCCACGCUGGCCUCGAGGGCAUGGGUUUAAAACUAUUUGUAAAAGAAAAGAAAGCAAGACUGCCCACAGUUACCACUAUAGUUGCUCCUCAUGGAUAUGACUGGAAAGAGAUCACAACAUAUAUCAUGAAAACACACAAUCUAGAGAUUUCUGGAGGGCUUGGACCAUCAGUUGGCCUGGUGCUGCGUGUGGGCCUGAUGGGAUGUAACAGCAGCAUGGCUAAUGUUGACAUGGUGCUAGCAGCACUGAAAGAUGCUCUGAAACACUGCCAUAAAAGCAAAGUAUAACAUGAUAGACAAUCCUGAAUCAAUGCUCUAACAGAGAAAAGACUGUGUGUAAUAAAUAUUUGAUUCUGA
Molecule: messenger RNA, 1395 nt
Organism: Cheilinus undulatus (humphead wrasse)
Lineage: Eukaryota; Metazoa; Chordata; Actinopteri; Labriformes; Labridae
Gene: agxta
Product: alanine--glyoxylate and serine--pyruvate aminotransferase a
Exons: 11
Coding region: 151-1326 (391 amino acids)
Cellular component (GO): peroxisome
Molecular function (GO): L-alanine:glyoxylate transaminase activity; L-serine:pyruvate transaminase activity
Source: RefSeq, a predicted model, not a curated record